This is a messenger RNA of Kwoniella mangroviensis CBS 8507, 261 nucleotides long. RefSeq lists its product as uncharacterized. The transcript is spliced from 5 exons. The coding region runs from base 1 to 261 and encodes 86 amino acids. The record is from RefSeq and is a predicted model, not a curated record. NCBI's taxonomy places the organism in Eukaryota, Fungi, Basidiomycota, Tremellomycetes, Tremellales, Cryptococcaceae.
AUGGUUCUGGAUGUCCUCAAAUAUCUGUGGUAUAAUUACCGAUUUCUUGGCUGUUGGUUUCCUCAAGCUGAGGGGCUUCCACGGAUACGCAGGAUGAAGAUGGUUGUUCCUCUUCGAAGGUAUCAUUACUUUGGCUAUCGGUAUCGCUUCGUUCUUCUUGAUGCCUACUUCACCAGCAAAGACCAAAUCCAAAAGGUUGCCCAAGGGAUACUUCAACAAUCGAGAAGUCAAGAUCAUCGUCAAUGGAGUCAUCCGAGAUGA